Nicotiana tabacum (common tobacco) is the source of this 1796-nucleotide messenger RNA. RefSeq names its product EID1-like F-box protein 3. NCBI's taxonomy places the organism in Eukaryota, Viridiplantae, Streptophyta, Magnoliopsida, Solanales, Solanaceae. The record is from RefSeq and is a predicted model, not a curated record.
UGUAACACAUCAAAUCAAUCCCCAUUUUCAUUGUCCACCAAUGAGAGCAACCCACGUACCCAAUUUAUUUUUAUAGAGCAUCAUGUGACAGUUAAUUAUCUACUCCUAGUGCUACACGUGUCCGACCAUGUGUUUAUAGAUGUUACGAUCUAUAUAGGCGCGAAAAACAAGUUUUUGAAGGCAAAGAAUCCGACUACGUACAUUCUCGUCGGAAGAGAAAAAUGAGUCAAAAUCAGAGUCAAAGACGGAGGCUAAAUCCGCACGGAGCUGGCGAGUCAUUGACUGAGUCAGUCGAUGACUCGGCAAUUCACAAUGAGAUAAUUCUCCGUGCGGUUUUUGCCUCCAUGAAUUGGGAUAUUCAUGCUCUGUGUCAAACGGCGUCGGUUAAUCAGAAGCUCCGUGCGCUCGCAAAAAGACUCUUAUGGAAGGAGCUGUGUGUAUAUCGCGCUCCGCGCAUGAUAGCAUCGUUAAUGGAUGGUGCGCCGAAUGGUCGGAUCGGAGUUGGAUGGGACGCUAUGGCGAAGUUGCUGUUUUUCUGCUGCGGGUGCAAUUCGACCCGGCAUUUCCAAACGGGUGGGGCAUCUCCGGGUCAUUUCGUGGAAUCGUCCCGGUUUUCGAAGACGUCGGGUCGGAGCUUUUUGGUGAAGAGAUGCAGAACGGAUCUGCUGUAUGUGAGCGAUCCCUCAUGUGAGCAUAAAAUUAGGGGUAAGGAUGAUUAUUUGGGGAUUUUCAGAGGGGUAUUUGGGGGAUUCAUGAAGUCGAAGACGAGGGCGUGUUUGAUUAGUAAACAAGUAGAGCUUGAAGAAGGAGUGAGGUGUCCGUUCUGUGGGGCCCGAGUUUGGAGCAUGACGGCGGCUCGGCUCGUCCCUAAGAGCGCGGCGCGACGGCUUGGUACGCUGGAAAAUGGAUUGGAGUAUUUUGUGUGUGUGAAUGGGCAUUUACAUGGAAAUUGUUGGCUUGUGCCUUUAUCGUCUGAUGAAGAUGACGCCAAAGACGUUGACGAUGAAGAUAGCGGCGGCGAUGACUAUAACGGCAGAAUUGACGGUUUUCAUCGGAAGCAAAUGGUGAGUAGUGGAUCUACUGUGAGUGGUCAAAUUUGAUGGCUUUGUUGAUCGGCAAUCGCCAUUUGGGGCAAAUCCACUCCCUAAAAAGCACAGCCUGCAGCGCGAGGACAGAGGAAGAACAGGGAAAGGAGAUAAUGUUGUGGUUUUGAAGAAGAGUAUUUUGAAAAUUAUUUUUAUAAUAAUUUUUUGCAAGAAAAAUUUCUAUGCCAACAACCAGGAGAGAUUUUUUUAUUUUUUAUUUUUUUACAAAAACAAAAGAGUUAGUUUUGAGUGUAGCUUUUAGUUUUUGUAAAAAAUAAAAAAUAAAAAAUAAAACUUGAUGUUUGGAUCUUAACAGUUUUGCAAAAUCUCUUCUUCAAUUUUUGAAACAACCCACCUUAAAUCGCCAGAUGGUCCUGUUAAAACAUACUAUCAGUGAUGCAUUUUAUCCCGGCUUAUGAUGGUCUCAGAAGAUGAUACAUUAAUCAAAUUGUAACGAUUAAAUCGUCACUUUGAAGUCUUUUCCACUUGAAAGAAACUAGACUUCCGGCUCAAUCAAGGAUUUUCCCUUGAGGAGUGCCAAGAAUUGCGGUGCAGCAAUGGUGAUAACGAUCCAUGAAGCUAAUGCCAGCAAACAAAUUUGGGCGGCUCGCAAUACUGGACAUAGUGGCAAGGAAAGCGUAUUUAUUGUAUGCGCAAGAAUGGGCUGUCUGAUCAUGUUUGAAUGAAUGGAUUUUCUUUUUCUUUUGGCCA